Molecule: messenger RNA, 773 nt
Organism: Cuscuta campestris
Lineage: Eukaryota; Viridiplantae; Streptophyta; Magnoliopsida; Solanales; Convolvulaceae
Source: the annotation of a GenBank genome assembly
GAUCGAUUGGGGUCGGGGCUACGUUUCCGGUGGGAAGCGCCAUGGGGACGGGGUCACUACUGCCAUACAAACAUGAUUAUCGCCGGGCAGAUGAAACCCAGGAAGAGCUUGUGGGCGCAGAUUGUUCGUCCACGCAAUCCCAAGAUCUAUGUCAAGCCUAAGCUAGACAAUUGGGUUAAACAUCAUAAGACAAAGGCUCCGGCGGCCGGCGACCUCAAGAGGAUCCUGCUCAAACUUCGUAAGGACGGCCGCUUCUAUCAAGCUCUACAGGUUUAUGAAUGGAUGAGAAAGAAAGGUAUUUAUAAACUCUCAUCUAGUGACUAUGCUGUCCAGUUCAACUUGAUUUGUAAGGUUCGAGGACGUUCUGCUGCGGUGCACUAUGCCAAGAACUUGCCAAAACAAGCUAGAAAUGACAAGACGUAUGGAAAACUCCUUCGAUGUUAUGUGGAUCCACGCAGUGGAUACAUACAUAGCAUACAUAGGGGUCCUUUAUUCCCUCUUCCGAAGAUGAAAGAGUUGGGUUUUGCGUUGUCGCCUCGCCCUUUUAAUGAAAUCAUGCGCUUUAACGCCUCCAAACCUGCGCAUGUCCUUGAGGUGUUGGCCGAGCUGAAGAAGAGCGGGGUUUCCCCUGAUAAUGAUAGUUACAGAAUCUGCAUUAGUUCAUUUGGGUUAAAAUAUGAUCUGGAUGGGAUGGAGAGGAUGCUGAGAGAAAUGGAGACUCAACCCCACAUUGUAAUGGACUGGUGUACUUACGCCGUUGUAGCCGAGUUCUA